This is a messenger RNA of Microplitis demolitor, 2712 nucleotides long. Its product is annotated as protein yellow. The coding region runs from base 328 to 1626 and encodes 432 amino acids. The transcript has a single exon. Gene Ontology annotation, cellular component: extracellular region. NCBI's taxonomy places the organism in Eukaryota, Metazoa, Arthropoda, Insecta, Hymenoptera, Braconidae. The record is from RefSeq and is a predicted model, not a curated record.
UGCUUCUACGCGCGUUCGUCAGUCAGUAAAAACGCGGACGUCCAACUGCAUGGACCAGAACCGCGAACGGCGAAGAUUCGUUCAGUUUUAAAACGCGAGAUCAUACGAGUUUAGUAACUGUAUCGCCCUGGCACAAGCCCGGAAAAACUCUUUAAUAAGACCACCAAGUUUAAGAAUAGCUUGAGGAAGACAACUCCAAUACAGUUUAUUAUCGUAUUUGUUGGAGAAAUUUAAAACCCGACACACAACCAUCGGCACGGACAUAGUGGGUGUGUGUUGUUUUAUUAUUUACCUGUUUGUUGUUCGGAGAUAAAGUAUUGUUGCGCGAUGUUGAGGCAGGUAACGAUCCUGUUGGCUGUUUUGGCGGCCGCCUCCGCGAUCGAACAGUUCCGCGAGAUAUUCAGAUGGAACACCAUGGACAUUGUAUGGCCUUCUGAAGAAAUACGUACCAAAGUAAUGGACCGCAAUGAAUACAUACCUGAAAAUAACGCAAUUGCGGGAAUUAAGUUCUGGAGAAAAAAAAUGUUCUUGACAAUACCCAGGUGGAAACACGGCGUGCCUAUAACUCUAGGUGUGGUUCCAGCAGAGCCGCAGAACAGAGAUUGGUCACCGAAAGUCGAGGCCUAUCCGUCAUGGGACAUGCAGGCUGUAGGUGACUGCAGUGCACUUCAGUUUGUCCAGAGCAUGGAGAUUGACACUCAGGGCAGGAUGUGGAUUCUGGAUACUGGGAGAACAGCCACGAUGACCACUGAGGCCAAGUCCAGGUGUCCGCCACGUUUAGUUAUCGUGGAUAUUGAGAAGAAUGGGGAAGUACUCCGAAGUUAUAAAUUCCCGGAGUCAGUAACUUCGUACGAUAAAGUUUUUCUUGAUGACAUCGUGCUGGACCACACUGACGGCGGGUUUGCUUACAUAUCAGACACCAGUGAGACAGAUCCUGGUUUGAUUGUCUUCUCUCUGAGUGAAAACACUUCAUGGAAGAUUCGUCACGAUUCAAUGAAACCUAAAUCAGAAGCUAUUGGUUUUUCAGUAGCACGUACAUGGAUAACGUCACCGAUUCCUAUCGAUGGGAUAGCAUUGUCACCAGUUGACGCUCCUCAACGUUACGUUUACUACUCACCAUUGUCGGCAUUUAAUUUAUACGCAAUACCAACUUCCGUUUUGAAAAACAACACACAAAAUGUUGAUUCAUUCGUACGUGAUAUUGGACGAAAAAGUUCACAAACCGAUGGUAUGAUGAUGUCAGCAACUGGUGUACUUUAUUUCGGUCUGCUUGCUGAUGACGCGGUCGCCAUGUGGGACACCAAAAACCAGCCCUCAUUCGUCACCGGGCAGCGCAUAAUUUCCCGGGAUCACGUCCAGAUGCAGUGGCCAGACACCUUCGGCUUCGACGAGGACGGCAACUUGUGGUGUGUCACCAACAGUUUGCAGAACUUUAUCAACAACAAAGUUGAUCCAACGGUCGCCAAUUACCGCGUCAUCAGGAUCUCGACUGGUAGCAAGAGCUAUCAGUAUCACGAAGAUGGCACUGCACCCCCAUCUCUGACAAUAACUGCCGGUGCCGCUGAUCACGUUGCCAUGGCAAUGGCUACUCUUCUCAUAGCCGUUCUUACUUUAGCUCUUAAAUAAUAAUUUAAAAAUUUUUGCCUGUACAACGACACAAGCAUCGUCAUCAACGAGCAGCUGCAGUUUCGUGUGAUCUCCAUAAACGUCACUGAUACUCCGGUUGAGCUUCAAUGCAUUCUAUGAUCCGUGCUGCCGUCCAGCCAAUUAUUUUUAUAGCUCAAAAAAUCUAAUAAUAAUAAUAAUAAUAAUAAUAAUAAUAAAAUUAAUAUACUCAUUUUAAUAUUUAUAUUAAAUAUAACUUAUAAAAUAAAUAUUAUAUAUAUAUUUAAAUAGGUCUUGUUUAUAAAGUCAGCGUGGAAACCCGCGAUGGGUUUUAUUACUUUUAUUAUUAUUUUUAUUAUUAUAUUUUCACUGUUGAUCUUUAAUCGGCGGGUAAACUGUGUGAUUAUAAAUAGGUCCACGUUGCGCAGAUUAUUGAUAAAGUGCCAGAAUAAAAUUUAUCCAGCUGCCGGAAAAUAUUUGAAAACAAAAAUAUGAUUAUUAAAUAUCAAUUUAUUAUUCAAAAUUAUCAUGAUUUAUUAAUUAUAAUUAUUGUUACCAAAGUAGGGGCACACGGGUCACGGAUAAAUUUACUCGAAUAUGACUAAUAUACAGAGUAUCGAUAUGUAUAUUACAUAAUUCCGAUAUUAAUUUGAAUAAAUUCAAAAUAAUUGUAAUUAAUAAUAUUUUAUUAUGAGAUAGAAAGUAAAUUUUAGAUGAUAUAAAAAAAAUAUAGAUACUAAUAAUAAUAAAAAAAUAAAAACUAACUGGUAAAUGUCCGGUGAAUUAUAAUACCGCAGAUUCUCUCACAAUUGUUCAUGCUCGCGCGCAACCCAAGCAACCGGGACGGACAAAAACACGCACAAUGGGCUUGUCCUAGUUUUAUUAAACGUACAAAACAUACUACUGACAUUUUAUUCGGUGGAAUACUGUAUAAUUGUCAUUUGUGGUCUAGCUCCAUUGUGCUCUCCAACUUAGCGGCGCACCCGGAGUCUAAAUUUUAAAUUAAAUGUUUAAAUUAAAUCUUAAAGUUAAAUAUUGUAUGCAACCAAAAAUCCACGACUUUUAUUUACAAUAAAUAAAAUAUAUAUUUAUAUAAAUAUUAAUAUA